This is a messenger RNA of Echinococcus granulosus, 675 nucleotides long. RefSeq lists its product as hypothetical. The transcript has 5 exons. The coding region runs from base 1 to 675 and encodes 224 amino acids. Lineage: Eukaryota; Metazoa; Platyhelminthes; Cestoda; Cyclophyllidea; Taeniidae. The record is from RefSeq and is a predicted model, not a curated record.
AUGGUUUUGCAAAAGGCGUCAUCUGGAUUACCAUUUAAAGAAAGUAGACAAAAUAUGAACACAGGAAAAAAAAAAUUAAUUAUGUGGACCAGCUGCACUGUUAGAAAUUUGUUUCCGGAUAUGGCGAUAAUGGGAUUUUUAUCAAGACCUUGCCCACCAGUAAAUCAGCGGCUGAACGGUAGCGAUUUUGAUUUGAUGUUUGUUGUACCACUAUUUGAUCUUCGCAGUCUGGUCUUUCGCACUAAGGCAGCACCUGUCAUAGCCAUUAUAAUUUUAUGGAAGAAAACGCAAUUACAUAAACUCUACCUUUUAGGUUGGUAUAGAAAACCAAAUCGUUUUGCUCGACUGACAAUGAUUUCUAGCUAUUUUAACCGCAGUGUUGUGCUCUUACUACUUAUUAAUUACAAUCAUUUGAGGCGCCCUUUAGGUAAAUAUUAUAUACUACUUAUUACCGCUUUAAGGGCAAGAUCUAUUCUGGGUUUUCGACUCCGUUUGAUUCCGUAUGUAUUAAAGAAAAUUCUUGAGAAUACACUGUUCAAAUUGCAUCCGACCAUUAAAUUUGGUAGAGGUGAUUGCUUCCUACCACAUCAGUUUAAACGUCAUCUGGAUAUUCCACUAGAGUCAUUUUCAACAAUCUCAUUAAUUUCUUUAAGUCAUUCUAACCUUACCUUGUGA